Messenger RNA from Andrographis paniculata, 1734 nucleotides. RefSeq names its product magnesium transporter MRS2-I-like. The transcript is spliced from 11 exons. The record is from RefSeq and is a predicted model, not a curated record. Gene Ontology annotation, molecular function: magnesium ion transmembrane transporter activity. Lineage: Eukaryota; Viridiplantae; Streptophyta; Magnoliopsida; Lamiales; Acanthaceae. Gene Ontology annotation, cellular component: membrane. The coding region runs from base 263 to 1462 and encodes 399 amino acids. Gene Ontology annotation, biological process: transmembrane transport; magnesium ion transport.
CUUACGAUUGUGAACGUUUGCAGUUAGUUGGACGGAUUAGAAGAAAGUAUUUUGUUCUUGCCUAGGGUUUCAAGACGGGGACGAAGUGAUGGUUCAAUUUCAUUCUGCAAAUACACAGAGACACCUGCCGAGGCUACAAGUAGACACACAGCCUCUUCCUCUUCCUCUUCCAGACUGAAUCUACACAUCGCAAAUUCUCUUCCAGAAGGGCGAAUUGACAGUCGGGCUGUGAAUAGCGACGGAAUCUUUGAUUUGAUUGACGAUGGCGGGUAGAGAAGGCGCGUCUGUAGUGCCGAUGGACACUCCCAAUGCUGUUGGAGGGUUGAAGAAGAAGGGGACGGGUUCCAGAAGUUGGAUUUUGAUCGAUUCAUCUGGCCAGGAAAUCGUACUCGAUGUAGAUAAGUACGCAAUCAUGCACCGCGUGCAGAUACACGCUCGUGAUCUUCGCAUUCUCGAUCCUCUCUUGUCUUAUCCCUCUGCAAUCCUCGGCCGUGAGAGAGCCAUUGUUCUCAAUUUAGAGCAUAUCAAGGCUAUCAUCACAUCGGAGGAGGUAUUGCUUCGUGAUCCAUCGGACGAUAAUGUUGUUCCCAUUGUGGAGGACCUUCGAAGGAGAUUAAAACCUGCCAUUACCAAUCAGGAAGACAAUGCAGAUGGCAAUACAGAUGGCAGGGAUAUGCCUAUGCAGCCUGAUGUUGAAAAUGGCGAAGAAGAUGAUUCGCCCUUUGAGUUCCGUGCCCUUGAGGUAGCACUAGAAGCCAUUUGUAGUUACCUUUCCGCCCGCACAAUAGAAUUGGAGUCUGCUGUUUACCCGGCUUUAGAUAUGCUUACGUCAAAGAUUAGUAGCCGUAACUUGGACCGUGUACGGAAGUUAAAGAGUCAGAUGACUAGACUAACUGCUCGUGUACAAAAGGUCAGGGAUGAACUGGAACAACUAUUGGAUGAUGACGAUGACAUGGCAGACCUUUAUUUAUCCAGAAAAUUAGCCAGUGCAUCGCCUGUGAGUAGCUCUGGUGCUGCCAGUUGGUACCUUGCGUCACCUACCAUUGGUUCUAAGAUAUCUCGUGCCAGUAGAGCAAGUGUUCUAACAGUUCGCGGAGAUGAGAAUGAUGUCGAGGAACUUGAAAUGUUGCUUGAGGCCUACUUUAUGCAAAUCGACGGCACGUUCAACAAAUUAACCACGCUUCGUGAAUACAUUGACAACACUGAAGAUUAUAUAAAUAUCCAGCUUGACAACCAUCGAAACCAGCUCAUUCAGCUCGAGUUAUUUCUUAGUUCCGGAACCAUGUGCCUCGCCCUAUAUUCUUUAGUGGCCGGUAUCUUCGGUAUGAACAUCCCCUACACAUGGAACGAUGAUCACGAUUACAUGUUCAAAUGGGUGGUUAUAUUGACUGGCAUUAUGUGCUUAGUUGUGUUCGCAUUCAUAAUGUCGUAUGCUAAAUACAAGGGGCUCGUCGGAUCCUGAUUUUCUUGAAAUCCAACGGGAAUCUCCCGCCGGAAUUCCAUUUUUUUAAUAUCGUAGGAAUCCGCGAUCGCUACCCGAAAGUGUAUUCUUGCAUGUAGAGAUGAUGGUUUGUGGAUUUUUCUAGUGCUAUUUUUAUAGCUUGGGUGAAAACAAAUGGUUGAAUUUAUGAAGGAGGAUAAAUUUAGAUUUUGUGUUUUAGAUGAAAAUUGUUGUCAAUCUUUAUUUACUUGUAUAUAUUUGUUUUUUAUUUUAUUUUAUUUUAUUUUAUUCUA